CGCUGAACUGCAGGAGGAAUUACAGGAAUGAAAAUGUUUGUGCAGGCAGAAGCCAAGCUGGCUGUGCAAGCAGGGGAUGUGAGCGCGGGAGCCUGCGAGCGUGGGUGCGGCUGUAUUUAUAGCGACGGUGGCGGCAGGGGUGGCAGCAGGGCCGACAUGGAGCAGGGGCAGCGCAGCCUGGACACGGAGCAGAUGCAGCAGCAGCAGCUGAAACUACGGGAACGGCAGAAGUUCUUUGAGGAGGUUUUCCAGCAUGACGUAGAUUUCUUCUUCCCUGUGUCUCACCUGCAGAUAGAGCAUCGGAGACCCCCCUUAGGCAGCAUUUCCUCCAUGGAGGUGAACGUGGACAUGCUGGAGCAGAUGGACAUGAUGGACCUGUCAGACCAGGACACCGUGGACGUGUUUCUGGGCUGUGGGACAGAGGAGAGCAGCGGUUCUGGGCCCCUGCCAGGGGCAGACGCCAGCCAGUGCCCAGAGGAAAUCACCCUACCAGUGCCCAGCACAGCCGAGACCAAGUCACGCAUUUCCUCCACGUCGUCUGUCUCCACGGAUCCCAACAGCUUGGACACCAGUGAGGAGGGGGCCGAGACCCCCGUGGUGCAGUCGGAUGAGGAGGACCUGCAGGAGGACAGUCCUAAAGAGCAGGCGGCCAGAAGCUAGCAGCCAGCUCUGCCCUGCUCCCAGCCUCCUCUGUACGGACCUGCCAGCCUGGAGGAAGGAAGGCUGCUGGCACUCUAAACCCCGUCCUGGACUGCUGCCCUGCAGGAAAGGGGAGAUGUUUCUCCCCCUCUCCCUCUACAGGUUCUCCUGGCAGCCAAGGGAGAAGGAAAGGGGUGUUGUUAGGCUCCCAAAAUUAACUCUUCAGGCUUUGCUGCUAACACUCCCUGCUUCAUUCCCCCCCCGAAUGCUCAGCAUCCCACAGUGCCACACCGUUCCCAGGAAGCCAUCCCUUGGGUUCCCAGCGCCCCCAGUCCCACUGACAAGGAUCCUUUCCGGACAAGCAUUUAACAGCAGCAGACACAAAAAUAACACUCCUGUCUAACCCA
Messenger RNA from Oxyura jamaicensis (ruddy duck), 1046 nucleotides. RefSeq names its product dysbindin domain containing 2 (gene DBNDD2). The coding region runs from base 28 to 660 and encodes 210 amino acids. Lineage: Eukaryota; Metazoa; Chordata; Aves; Anseriformes; Anatidae. Gene Ontology annotation, cellular component: cytoplasm. The record is from RefSeq and is a predicted model, not a curated record. Gene Ontology annotation, biological process: negative regulation of protein kinase activity. The transcript is spliced from 4 exons.